Molecule: messenger RNA, 1293 nt
Organism: Rhizoctonia solani
Lineage: Eukaryota; Fungi; Basidiomycota; Agaricomycetes; Cantharellales; Ceratobasidiaceae
Exons: 5
Coding region: 1-1293 (430 amino acids)
Source: RefSeq, a predicted model, not a curated record
AUGGAUUCGUCAAAUUGGAGAACCUCGCUUGACUUACGUGCUCGCGAACAUGCUUUCAGAGGCCUUGCGUCCUGCGAAUCGCUUGGGCCACUCAAGAACAGUCCCCAAUCAGACGAGACAGUGUCCAUCACCCCUGCCCCUACACCCGGCCGAUGUAGUGUUUCAGGGGCUAAGAUAAGUCCGUUACCCCAUGCCGAUGUUGGACCAAGGUCGUCAUGUGGACCUCUUGCUCAACCUAUCCAACUGGUGGAUACAUCCAUAAGUGGGCUUUUGCGCCCAUCUGUUCCGCCUUCCCCUGAAUCCAAUGCAAGCGUGGCGCGUCAAUUGCAACUUGCGACCAGGACGGCGGACCUCUUGUCCGGUGAAAUAGAUGGCAACAUUACAUUCGACAGCCCACUCAUCCCGCGUCUUUCUCCGCAUUUAAACGUUUCCCAGACCAAUAGCUCUAUGGUAGUUCAUUGCGACCAAAGCUCCCUCGCACCUCCAUGUGUUAGCAUGGCUCAGACUCAAUCUGGACGUUCAGCUCUCCGAGAGGCUGGUAUUGCUCAUGGAAGUCCUAGGGCAUUGGCACCAUCGCUUCCUGUCGAGAAUGUCUCUACUCGCUCGGGCAGCAUCGCUUUCUGCGCGCUCUUCAGCAAGCAGCCAGAAAUCUCAACGCUCAGCGCGGAUACAACAUACUCCUUUGGACAGCCCGAAACCUCAAAUAGCGGGUCAUCGGCAACGCCCAAACGAUCGCGCUGGGCGCUGCUUCAACGCUUUGUUGCCAAACCAAGUACCGCCGCCAAGGCAUCUGGAGCGGACACCACGCGUCGACCUCGUAAUCAACUUAAACAGCGCAACAUCGAUCACACACGAAGACAUACGUUUUUGACUGUUAACUCCUCCGCAGUAUCAUUUUUUGGUGAUCCACUUGCGCGCAUCGACCCGUUCGCUCGUUCUGAUGGACUGGGAGCAACAGUCUCUCCAAUAGAACCCGAUUCGAUUGUCCCCCCAAGCAAUAAUGCUUAUGCCACUGAGAGUCAUGCUGCGCAUAUAACUGGGUUUCAUGAUCGAAAAUGCUUAUACAAAUCCGGGAACGAUGAUAUCGAUGAAAUAGGACCUGAUAGCUCGAUUUUCCUUACUCCCGACAUGGCGCGCUGUGGCUGGGGCGUUCAAAAUUCUCUGGCAUUGCCGCCCAAUCCCCUGGCCAACGCUAAACCCGUAGGACCCGGUGCGGGGCUCUCCGAUCGCCAUCCAAUUGUGAAACGUAUAGGUCGGAGGCAUUCAGCGCCUAUGUUGAACGCAUUUUCUUGA